AUGGAAAUAUGGCAGCUGACACGCCGCAGUGCCGAAUGGCCACAAUUAUCUACGGAGCGUUUGGGAUUCCAUUGUUUUUUGCUUUUCGUUAAAGAAGAAGGAAACCUGUUUCGCAAUGUGUUCAUCUUUAUUUAUAAUCGUAUCAGCAAAUGGAGGCGAAAACACUGUGGUUGUAACUUCAACUUCGGAUCGAGGAAUGGAGCGGAAGAUCCCGAAGGGACUCCAAACGCAGAACAAAAUGGUGAGCAUCUUGUCAUCAGAAAGUUAUGCAUCAAAAGUGCAACAAACAAUGUGAUACAUCAUGAUUUACUUAACGACGAGAUACAAGCGAAGAAAACACGAUUCGCAAGGAAAUACAGUACCACAUCACUUUUAGGGCAAAAGUCACUGUUAGAUGAACAACGCCGUGUUUUUAUCGCUGGCGUUCUAUUCUUCGUUCUUUACAUACUACUCUCAUCAUUAAUGUUCUCAAUAACAACAGAAUUCGACUACUUUACCUCCGUUUAUUUUCUCUUCAACAGUGUUGCCCUUAUUGGAUUUGGCGAUGUGUUCCCGAAAGAACCACGAACGAUACUUGUGAAUGCAGUGUUCAUUGUUUUUGGUAUGUUUUCCGGGUUUUUUCCCCUUAUGAAGACCCUAUUCAAUAGAAAUUCAAUAAGUGAAAUAUCUGAAAAACGGGAGGCGAUUUCGCGAGUACACCUUGCCUCAGAGGGAUGUGAGAGUUUCCUAGACUCAUAUGAUCCAGAUAUGAUUGUCGCUGCGGAGGGUGUAGUGAUAGGAGACAGACUUCAGCAUCGCCAGACGCCGCACAAGCUGCAAAUACCGUACACUUGUCACUGGAGUAAGUCGAGGCGUGCCAACAGCGCUGGAUUUUGGCGCUGUAAGCGCUCUAACGCUUUUUGCACCAAUCACUGCAAUCUCGAGGUUCAACGGUGGUAG
Messenger RNA from Cooperia oncophora, 939 nucleotides. Lineage: Eukaryota; Metazoa; Nematoda; Chromadorea; Rhabditida; Trichostrongylidae. The record is from the annotation of a GenBank genome assembly.